UAUUCAGUGCAAAUAAUAACAAUAUGGUUGAGGACUACGUUGUUAGUAGAUUUACUAUUGCAUGCUUACGGCUUAGAGAAUUUUCUUUUCUUUUAGUUUCAAUCGAGAUAUCUGUGAUGUGUUGGGUUUUUUCAUACCUAUACAUAAUACAUGACUUUGUCUAAGCAACCAGAACAGAACAUCAGGCAAAGAGGAGUCUUACACUCCUAAGAAAGGGGAGUUUGCAGGCAAAUAUGGUGCUAGUGUAUUCUAUGUUUCUUCCUUUUCCUUGUUCUGUAUGCGAUUGCACGUGAGAGUCUGGUACCAUUAGUCUUAUCUAAAUUAACAUUUUCCCUCCGUGGAUAAUUCCACUACUUUUCACCGAAAGGCACCUCCUAAAGCGAGUUGGAAAUAGUGCAUAGAACUGCUACUUUUGCGCGCUGAACCAAAAAACAAUAAUAAACUUCUUCACCUCAUGUCAAAAUACUUUGUUUGAUGUUUUGGCUUCUCUUUUAUAUUCUGGCAAAUGCUGAGAGCCACUCAAGAGCAGGGUUGUGAUGCAUCAGUAUUGAUUGCGUCAAGUAGGAACAACAAGGCAGAGAGGGAUUCAGAAAUUAACCUAUCGCUUCCAGGAGAUGGUUUCGAUGUGUUCUUUCGAGCCAAAAGAGCUGUGGAGUUGCAAUGCCCUGGAGUAGCAUCUUGUGCAGAUGUUAUGGCAAUUGCCACUAGGGACUUGGUUAACCUGGUGGGAGGCCCAAGAUGGGAAGUGCAAAAGGGAAGAAGAGAUGGGCUGGUUUCCAAGGCUUCAAGAGUUGCUGGAAACCUCCCCCAGGCAAACCAAAAAAUUUCCCAGUUGAUCUCACUCUUCAAGUCCAAAGGAUUAUCAGUACUAGACAUGGUGGCUUUAUCAGGAGGCCACACCAUAGGCUUCUCGCAUUGCAGGGAGUUCAUGCCAAGAAUCUAUAGCUACAACGAGACAUUUGAUAUUGACCCAACCAUGAACCAAGAUUACGCGCUAAGUCUUAGGGGUCCAUGCCCCAGGAAAAAUCUUGAUCCCACUGUUGUUGCACUUAAUGAUGUAACAACACCAUUUAUCUUCGACAAUGCUUAUUUCGGUAAUCUUCAGAAGGGACUCGGCUUGUUAACCACGGAUCAAAUGCUGGGUGUAGAUUCGUUAACGCGGCCUUAUGUGAAUAUCAUGGCUAGAGAUCAACAAAUUUUCUUUAAUUACUUUGUCAAGGCUAUGAUCAAGAUGAGUAAGAUAGGGGUUAAGAUAGGGAGUAAUGGUGAGAUUAGAAGUGAUUGUGGUUCCUUCAAUGGCUAAGAUCUGUUGCUUUUCGUCCAUAUGUUGGCAGUCCCAAAUGUUUCUAUCAUUCUAAAUAUGUGCUUGUAAAUGGGGUUCUUAUGAUGAGAAGAGAAAGCGUUGCAAACAAGUAAGGGAUGUACUGGAAUUGACGGAGAGGAAGAUUGGAGCAGUUUUUGAAGUACUAAAUGUUGUGACAGAUGGAAGAAAAUAAGAAAAGAAUAAGUGUUUUGAGUGAGAAUAGGUUAAGGAGAAAAGCUACGAGUCAGAGUCCAGUAGUUUUAAAAAAUUCCCCUUUUGAGUUGUGAAGACUUUAUAUAUAUAGUGUCAAAAAUAAUAGUUACAAAAAAAAAUUUUAAUACGCGUAAUAAAUGAUAUAU
Theobroma umbraticum is the source of this 1662-nucleotide messenger RNA. The record is from RefSeq and is a predicted model, not a curated record. NCBI's taxonomy places the organism in Eukaryota, Viridiplantae, Streptophyta, Magnoliopsida, Malvales, Malvaceae.